Messenger RNA from Camelus dromedarius (Arabian camel), 2820 nucleotides. RefSeq names its product LRP2 binding protein (gene LRP2BP). The coding region runs from base 1465 to 2511 and encodes 348 amino acids. The transcript is spliced from 10 exons. Lineage: Eukaryota; Metazoa; Chordata; Mammalia; Artiodactyla; Camelidae. Gene Ontology annotation, molecular function: protein binding. The record is from RefSeq and is a predicted model, not a curated record.
AAUUAUGUAAAAUGAGCCAACCAUUGUAAGGUGUCCCCUCCAGCAGCUAGGUUCUGCGCGCUGCUGACUUGUUGCCUGGGGAAAUGUGGCGUGGCCACCUGUUAACCCUGAGCUUGCUGAGACGGGCGAAGGAGGAGAAAACGUGUUUGCCUCCCGCUCGUCACGGGGGAGUUCGUGGAUAAACGUAGGGACCAGGCCACCGGCGUUUAUGACCCAUGGGACUUAUCCCCGGGGCAGGACUCACUAUACCUAUGAGCUGCUCUGGGGGCAAAGCAGGGUUGGGGAGGAAAGAGCUCUUUACACUCUAGCUUGAGACUUUCCUUCUUGUAAAACUUUAGAAACAGAUUUCCUGACAUCGUACCGUAGCCGCUGACCACACAUCUCAUCUCUGGACUCGUUUUUGUUUUUUUUUUUUUUAAAGGGCUUUUUUUCAGGUUGAUCUAGUGAAAAGCUGAAGAUCCAGCCAUAGAUUUAUUUUCUCUAACAUCUUCAAUGAGUCCCUUCUAUCUAUUGAUAACCUUUGAGAGCAGGACUGAAAAAUAGUUUGUUGCUAUGCUUUUACAGGACAAGCUCAGGUGGCCUUUAGUUCUGUUUUUGUUACAAUUUAUUGUUUACUUGACAAUAGGAGCCAUAAAAUAAUUUUGCAAUAAUUUAUAUUACUAGACUUACACACUAAUCCAAGGCGUUGACUGAAAGAAAAAUGCACAACAGGAGAGUUGUGAGUUGUUUUAUUCAGGGUGUUAACUGAGGACUAUAGCCCCGGAGGCAGCCUUCAGAUAGCUCUGAAGAAACUGCUCCAAAGAGGUCGUGGAGGAGACUAGUUUACAUGUGAUUCUUUUGUUGUUAGGGAGUACAUGCAGUCGGCAUACAGGUGAAAGGUAAAAGAUCACCGCUAGUCACAAAGAAAAAGUAACUGAAGUUAAUGACUGUGGUGCUCUUCUAUGUAUGGAAAGAUGCAAGAAGCCGGAUUCAUUCAAAUUCUUCAAAAUACAUCUGUCUAAAGGCCAGUUUGUACAAAGCACAGAGCAUGCCGUUAGCCUCUUCAGUUUCCUCUGUCUGAGGCACAGAGUGCUUCAUCCAGUUGUCACCUUCAUCUCUUCGUCUGAAGCACCGAAUGCACUGUUGGUCAGCGACCACAGCAGGUUAACCUUUGAAGACUUGGAUGGAACCUCUGCUGGAAGCUUGUUCCUGAUUGGUGAACGCCUGCUGUAACAGUAGAAUUCCAAAGAGUAAACAGAAAAGCAUAGCAACCACGGCGUUGGCUGUCUCACUCCCCUCAGCCUAGGCCACCCUGAACUCCUUCAUCCCAAAUGAGGGGGCCUCUACAUUUUAUCUGAAGGCUCUGAUUCUCCAUUCAGCUGUGAUCCACCUUGUAACAUGGCAAUCCACUACAGACGAGAAGAUAAAACUGAACAGCACAGCUGAAAUAAAGUGUAUUCCCAGAAUACCUAUUGUGGAAACAGGAUGAAGUUGACCAGUGAAAAGUUGCCCAAGAACCCCUUUUAUGCCUCUCAAUCCCACUAUGCUGCUAAGAACCCAAAACUCUUCCAGUGGAGAAAGGAAAAGACUGAUCAUUACAGCCAUGCUGAUUUGGUGGAAAAGGCAUUGCAGCUCUUGAAGGAAAGAAUAAGAAGAGGGGAUGCUCUGGCAUAUUUCCUACAAGGUCAACUGUAUUUUGAAGAGGGCUGGUAUGAAGAAGCGUUAGAACAGUUUGAAGAGAUCAAGGAGAAGGACUAUCAGGCUACUUACCAGCUAGGAGUAAUGUAUUACGAUGGCCUGGGGACGACCACAGAUGCUGAAAAAGGAGUGGAAUAUAUGAAGAAAAUUAUUGAUUCUCCAUGUCCCAAAGCAAGACACUUAAAAUUUGCAGCAGCUUACAACCUUGGAAGAGCUUAUUAUGAAGGAAAAGGCGUUAAACGAUCGGAUGAGGAAGCCGAAAGACUGUGGCUUUUUGCUGCUGACAAUGGAAAUCCAAAAGCUAGUGUGAAGGCUCAAAGUAUCCUAGGAUUGUAUUAUUCAACAAAGGAGCCCAAAGAGUUAGAGAAGGCAUUUUAUUGGCAUUCAGAAGCUUGCGGCAAUGGAAACCUGGAGUCCCAGGGUGCACUCGGGCUCAUGUACUUGUACGGACAAGGCACCCGUCAGGAUACCGAGGCCGCGCUGUGCUGCCUGCGGGAGGCGGCAGAGAGGGGCAACGUCUACGCUCAAGGGAGUCUCGUGGAGUAUUACUAUAAGGUGAAAUUCUUCACCAAGUGUGUCGUGUUUUCCAAAAGGAUUGCUGACUACGAUGAGGUUCACGACAUCCCUAUGAUAGCGCAGGUCACAGACUGCCUCCCGGAAUUCAUCAGCAGAGGCAUGGCCAUGGCCUCUUUCUACCACGCGCGGUGUCUGCAGCUUGGCUUGGGUAUCACAAAGGAUGAAGCGACAGCUAAACACUAUUAUUCUAAAGCUUGUCAUCUGAAUCCUGCAUUGGCAGAUGAACUUCAUGCUUUACUUAUUCGUCAGAGAAUUUAGACCACAGUGCAUUUCUAACACCUUAGAAUGUGUGUAUUUUUAUAAUAGCUAUGUUUGUUUUCUGCUUCGCAAGUUACAUUAUCCUGGGUAUUGUACUGAUGACAUGUUACCUUCACUCUUUAAUUUGUAUCAUGCUGCAACUUGAAACCGAGCUACGAGAUCGAAUUGCAGGAAAAGGACUCAAAGAUCUGGCUCUUGGCCAAGAGACUGGCUGAGAUCAUGUCAAAUAUUUGAAAACUAUUCCAUAAAGCAAGUAUUUUUUUCUGUUCUUAGUGUCCUUAAAGACAGUGCAGUAUAAAUGCUACAAAC